Messenger RNA from Ruditapes philippinarum (Manila clam), 1056 nucleotides. RefSeq lists its product as uncharacterized. The transcript has a single exon. Bases 1 to 1056 code for a protein of 351 amino acids. Lineage: Eukaryota; Metazoa; Mollusca; Bivalvia; Venerida; Veneridae. The record is from RefSeq and is a predicted model, not a curated record.
AUGUCAUCAACAAGGGAUGUUCAAAUUCAGAUGAAAAUAUGCAAAGUGUUAACUGCUUAUGUGGUCAUACAAAUGUUUAUAUUAGCAAUAGACUUAAGGGUGGAGAAAAGCAAUGGAGCAAAUGUAAAUAUGAAAACAAGGAAUAUCACGUAUACGGUUGAAAUACCAAACAAUUGCAGCACGGUUAUAAGACAAAUUAGUUCAUCCAGUCAAAAACGAAGUGCUCAAAAUGCAUGUCAUAUCUAUUGCAAUAGUCGAUACAAAAUUUACAAUAACUAUUUUGUGGUUCUUUCUAAAGUUAUCGUAGAUCCCAGCAAGUGCACCGGAAAACGAAAAGGAGGCGAAGAUGUAAGUGAAGUUUUAAAUCAAACCGAAAGUGAUGAAUACUGUAUCGCAAAACCAGGAUUUUUUAAAAUGUCAUGUGAACAGAAACCUUACCAUCUAUUUUUAAAUAAAGGGCAUUUUAGACAAUGGGAUGCAUCUCUUGAAAUCGUAAAUGAAAGCACAUUAGUGAAUUACACAGAACAGGAUGUUACUUUUGCAAUUGUCCGACGAGGUUAUGCCAACUUGUAUCGGGUUAUAGUUGAUCUCUAUGAUAUAUAUCACGUGGCACAUUUGCUAAAUCUUGAUAUCAAACGUAUUGAAAUAUUGAUUGUGGAUGCUCACCCAAGCACGCCACUUGAUCAACUUUGGUUACAACUAUUUCCAAAAGUAACAAGAGUAAGCCAUCUUACUCACAAAGUGUUGUGCGGCAACCUAGUGUGGGGUAUGCGUGGUUUAGACAGUCCACUUGUGAAAUAUAAACCUACAGAGAAACUUUUCUUACAGGAAUUUAGAUAUUUCGUUUUAUCACAGAUUAAGCAUUCAUCAAAACGUCAAGAACUUAAUUGUAAGAACAUAACAAUUACAAUAGUUUUCAGAAGAGAUUAUGUCGCUCAUGCGCGGAAUCCAUCUGGCAGAGUAAACCGUAAAAUGUCAAACGACCUUCAACUUUUACAAAGUAUUUCUAAUUUUAGUACUAUGCACAUGUAUCAUGUAUCGGAAUUAAAGUCAUGA